AUGGUGUCCGGCCACUUGGGUGAAGUCACAAAGACGCCCGAGUACGAGACCAUAGCCCUGCACGGUGCUCAAGAGCCCGAUCCGAUCAACGGCUCACGAGCAGUACCAUUGUAUCAGACGUGUGCGUACAACUUCACCGACGCGUCCGACGGCGCGAGCAAAUUCGCCUGGUCCAAAGAUGGCUACGUAUACACACGGAUGGGCAACCCGACCAACUCGGUCUUCGAGAACAGAAUGGCGAUGCUGGAAGGCGGGGUCGGCGCUGUUGCCACGGCCAGUGGCCACGCAGCACAGUUCAUGGCCAUCACGUCGGUCUGCGAGCCGGGACACAAUUACAUCAGCACGAUGAAUCUGUACGGCGGCACGCACAACCAGUUCCGCGUGUACAUGAAGAAGUUCAAUAUCAUGUGCCGGUUCAUCGAGGGGAACGACCCCGAGGGGAUCAGGAAGAUGAUCGACGACAAGACCCGGGCCGUGUACAUCGAGACGAUUGGAAACCCGCAGUUCAACGUGCCGGACAUCAAGGCCGUGGCGGACGUGGCCCAUGACGCAGGCAUCCCGCUCAUCGUGGACAAUACUUUUGGUAUGGGCGGGUAUCUGUCGCAGCCCAUCAAGCAGGGCGCAGAUAUUGUGACGGCGUCCUGCACCAAGUGGAUCGGCGGCCACGGCACAUCAAUGGGCGGCAUCGUCAUCGACGGCGGACACUUCGACUGGUCUGCCUCGGGCAAAUUUCCGGGCUUCACGGAGCCCGCCGAUGGGUACCAUGGCAUGCGCUUCUGGGACACGUACGGGUACAAGGCGCUCGCGGCGAAACUGCGCAUGGACGCGAUGAGAGACUUGGGCCCGUGCAUGUCGCCGUUCAAUGCGUGGUUGUUCCUGCAGGGGCUGGAGUCGCUACCCGUGCGGGCCGACAGACACGUUUCCAACACGCUUGCGUUUGCGCAGUGGCUCGAGAAGCAUGACAACGUGGCGUGGGUGAAUUACCCCGGGUUGAAGUCGCAUCCGGACUAUGAGCGCGCGCAGAGGGUCUUGCCCAAGGGCGCCGGAGCCGUGCUGACGUUCGGCGUGGCGGGAAAUAUCGACGAGGUCGAGGCCGUCGUGAACAAUCUCAAGUUAUGCUCACACUUGGCCAAUGUGGGAGAUGCGAAGACGUUGAUCAUACAUCCGUGGCGCACGACGCAUCAGCAGAUUCCUGACCAGGAAAAGAUCAGGGGUGGCGUCACCCCGGACAUGAUCCGUGUGAGCUUGGGAUUGGAGCAUAUCAAUGAUAUUAUCCACGAUUUUGACCAGGCGUUUGGCGCGGCUGGGUUAAAGGGCGCGAAGGAUUGGGUCCCCACGUGGAAGAGAGAUACAGUGAGUGAGGAGUGGAGUAAAGGGACGCUGUAUGCGCCGAAUCCGAAUGCUUCCAAGUUGCCAAAGACUGGGGCGCCUGCUGUAAGGAAUGUUGUCGAAGAGGCGGCAACGAGGGAUCUGGCGAUUAGUGCUUAG
Molecule: messenger RNA, 1488 nt
Organism: Exophiala xenobiotica
Lineage: Eukaryota; Fungi; Ascomycota; Eurotiomycetes; Chaetothyriales; Herpotrichiellaceae
Exons: 1
Coding region: 1-1488 (495 amino acids)
Biological process (GO): transsulfuration
Molecular function (GO): pyridoxal phosphate binding; transferase activity, transferring alkyl or aryl (other than methyl) groups
Source: RefSeq, a predicted model, not a curated record